GAAAAGCAGCCUCCUGGUCCGAGCGCUCAGGUAGAGACGCGAGCUCGUUAACGGAGACGGGGACGCGUCACUAGGCACAAACACGGAGACCUUGGGGCUGUGACGCAGGCUUUCUCGAGGAUAAUCCACAAAGGCUCGUGAGAGCUUUUUACGGAACUUGUUCCAACUUUUCAUUUCAUGCUCGUGACCCUGGCUUAUGGUAUGUAUUCAUAUUGUAUAUGAAGCACUUAUAAGAAUAUUAGCACACAAAGUAGAGACGUAUCCUUUUCCUUCUCAUUUUCUCAUCUGGCUGAAUAUGAUGUUGUCUGAACUCAUGUCGGAAACAUGGCGUGUUAUCUUUCCAGCCUCUUAAACGUGCUGCAUUAAGCACCCGACCUUCUUGAACGCAUGUUACACAGAUGCACAGAUCUACAGCCUCCAGCCUCAUUUACAGCGCAGAUCACGCCCAGCAACAGAGUUUAACUACUUACCCAACUUUAAAUAUCACUCUAACCUUGACUUAUCAAGCCUCUGGCUUCAAACCAGCCGCCACCUGUUUCCACAAAGCCACUGCGUAAAACUACGCACGUAGAAAAACACACUUUCUGCGCUUCCAUCGUGUUUUCAAUUAACACGCGCCUCAGAAUAGCCUCACGCCUUAUUUAUUCGCCUCACGACUCCCUAUUACCCGCAAUUAGAGCCGAACUGUUCCGCCUCUUGCGGGCUCUAUCGCAGCACGCCAGUGACGAGACAGGAGUCAGUGAAUUCAUCCGUGGCCAAGUGGCGCAUCGCCCCUCAGCGGCGGAUGCGCAGCUCCGAGCGCGUCAAAGCGCGAGGUGGUUGUGAAAACGUGGAUCAGUAAUGAAGAAUCUGUAGAAUGCCCAUUAUACCGAUUAACUCCCUCUAUUUCCGCUUUUAUCGUCACGCAGAACAGCACUCACUUUGCGUUGGCUCGAUAAUUUGUGACGCUCUCCUUGAAUGGAGCGAGCAGAUUUUACUGGGACUGACUUGUCAUAAGCCGAGCGCAUCCGCGGACGCGGGAGCGGCGCGGACGCGCGGACGCGCGGCUGCGUGUUCGCUGGAGCGCGGCGAGACAAGCAUGUGUUCAGCUCCUACAACAGGACACCUGCAGCCUGGCUGGGACCCCGCGCACCGGCUGCGCCACUGCAUUUGACUGGGGACGCAAUAAGUGAUGUUUUGCGUGUUCUAAGUUGGAUGGUGUCUGAAAUCAACGAUGGAUUUUUCUAACAGUUCAAAAUUUGCCCUCGGGGACAUUAAUUCCACAACAGCUGCAGAUGGGACCCACACCAGCAGCCCCAUCCUCCCAGCCAUCUUUGGCAUCAUCUGCUUACUGGGCAUAAAGGGCAACUGCAUCGUUAUCUACACCAUCAUGAAGAGAACCAAAUGUCGAGCCAAACUCACCGUUCCCGACAUCUUCAUCCUGAAUUUGUCAUUCGUUGAUCUUCUGUUCCUUCUCGGGAUGCCAUUCCUCAUCCACCAGUUGCUGGGCAACGGAAGCUGGCACUUUGGUGCCGCGAUGUGUACGGUGAUCACGGCGCUGGACUCCAACAGUCAGAUAGUCAGUACCUACAUACUCACUGUCAUGACCCUCGACCGCUACUUGGCCACCGUCCACCCCAUACGCUUCAACUACAUCCGCACCCCGUUCGUGGCUGCGCUGGUCAUUGGGCUGGUGUGGGCCCUGUCUCUCCUCACCAUCAUCCCCGUGUGGAUGUACGCGGGCCUGAUGUCCCUCCCGGACGGCCUGGUGGCCUGUGCCCUCCUUAUGCCCGACCCAGUGACGGACACAUACUGGUUCACGCUCUACCAGUUCUUCUUCGCCUUCGCCGUGCCCUUGCUCAUCAUCUGCCUGGUGUACUUCAAGAUCCUCCAGCACAUGUCCACCAGUGUGGCACCGCUGCCCCCGCAGAGUCUGCGGGUCCGCACCAAGAAGGUGACCCGGAUGGCGGUGGCCAUCUGCGUGGCGUUCUUCAUCUGCUGGGCGCCUUUCUACAUCCUGCAGCUCGUCCACCUAGGGGUGCAGAGGCCGAGCCUCGCUUUCUCCUACGCCUACAACAUAGCCAUCAGCAUGGGCUACGCUAACAGCUGCAUCAACCCCUUCCUCUACAUCACGCUCGGUGAGGCGUUCAAGCGGCAGCUGCUCAGGGCCGUACGGCCCGUCAAGAGGAAGGGCCGCGUGGAUCCGAGCCUCAGCGAAGGCGGCAGCGUGAACGUGAGAAUGGUGCGCGAAGGGGCCCAGCAGGAGCGAGCGCCGCAGGGGAGGGCGCCCCGCGACGUGGCCCCGCGGUGAACGGGGGGUCACGCAAAGGCCGGUACCGAAACGCUCUGUUCAGUUUGUUUGCAGCCAGGACCAUUUCUGUGCAUGAACGCUUGCAGUGCAGUUAAAAGCGGUGAAAUUGAUUCGAUAGCGAUAGACUUUUGUAUCAGUACCAGGUUGGAGAUGAUCCUCCUGGUGAUGUUGUAAUGAAGAAAAUUGCUUUUCUUGUCUGAAGGAGAUAAAUUCAGCAUAGGAAUGAAAUGAAAGCCUCUUGGUCAAAUAUCUCAGCAUGGAAAAUAACACUCUAUUAAAUAAAAUAACAAGGUAAUGGUCUUAAUUAUAUUUAAUUCAUAGCUUAUUAAGUCAACUUUAAUCUGUACAGUAUAAUAUUGUU
Messenger RNA from Betta splendens (Siamese fighting fish), 2651 nucleotides. It is a transcript of the gene mchr1a, whose product is annotated as melanin-concentrating hormone receptor 1a. The record is from RefSeq and is a predicted model, not a curated record. The transcript has 2 exons. Lineage: Eukaryota; Metazoa; Chordata; Actinopteri; Anabantiformes; Osphronemidae. Gene Ontology annotation, biological process: neuropeptide signaling pathway. Gene Ontology annotation, cellular component: membrane; neuron projection. Gene Ontology annotation, molecular function: neuropeptide binding; melanin-concentrating hormone receptor activity. Bases 1214 to 2290 code for a protein of 358 amino acids.